AUGGUUCUGGGAAGACUUGUUCAUUAUGCAGUCGAUGCAGUCCUACUUUCUACGCUAGCUGCUGGAGUCCGUCGUUCAAGCGGCUUUGCACCAAACGCUGAAUCCAUAUCUGACCCUACUCUGCGCUCUGUUGCCGAGCGCUAUUUUGGCGUUGGAGAAACCAUCUUCGACAUGAUCCAAGCCACCGCAGUGAACAGUCCUUACUUCAAGCGCGAUGGAAAGGGCUCACGAUGA
Mycena indigotica is the source of this 234-nucleotide messenger RNA. RefSeq lists its product as uncharacterized. Lineage: Eukaryota; Fungi; Basidiomycota; Agaricomycetes; Agaricales; Mycenaceae. The record is from RefSeq and is a predicted model, not a curated record. The transcript is spliced from 2 exons. Gene Ontology annotation, cellular component: cytoplasm. Bases 1 to 234 code for a protein of 77 amino acids.